GCGCACGGACAGCUGGCACGCGCACGCACCCCCCUCCCUCCAUGCCGGGGAACAAUAAAGCACUCACUGUUGAGGGGCGUGACGGCACUGCUGGCGGCGGCGGGAACAAUAAAGCAUCAUUGAGGGGCGCUGGACACGAAAUGGCGGCGGAGCGGCGGCGGCCGGAGCUGGAGCGAGACACGGACACGGACACGGAGACCGGCAGCGCUGGGCUAGAGGGAGAGGACUUCUUCAUCGGCAGCAUCAGUCCUUUAGAUAUGGAUUCCUCAAAGACAUUCAGCAGCAACUCCAAGACAAAUGGAAUACAUUCCGAUGAUGAAGAGCAAGAUAUUUUUGCAGAAGCCACUGUGGAGUUAUCCCUGGACGGCCUUCCAAAUGACAAGAGCAAGCCGUCUACUACAGGGCCAUCAAUAAAGUCUCCACCCAGCGCUGUUCUGCAAUCCAAGAGCAAAGUCAGUCAAGAGCUGUUUGAAGAAGAAGAAACUGAGGAAGAUGAGGAUCAAUUUGAUUUGAAGGUUACAGUGACUGAGCCGGAGAAAGUGGGUGACGGCAUGGGUGCAUAUAUGGCAUAUAAAGUGUCGACGCUGACCAGCUUAACAAUGUUCAAGAGGAGAGACUUCAGUGUAAGGCGAAGAUUUAGUGAUUUUCUAGGACUAUACGACAGACUUUCAGAAAAACAUUCUCAAAAUGGCUUCAUAGUGCCUCCACCUCCCGAGAAGAGUUUAAUAGGAAUGACCAAAGUGAAAGUUGGGAAGGAAGAUUCCUCCUCGGCCGAGUUCCUGGAACGGAGGCGAGCUGCGUUGGAACGAUAUCUACAGAGGAUUGUCAAGCACCCCACAUUAUUACUCGACCCCCAUGUCAGGGAGUUCUUGGAAAAAGAUGAGUUGCCGCGGGCAGUAAACACACAGGCUCUGAGUGGGGCCAGCCUACUUCGCAUGGUCAACAAGGCUGCUGAUGCUGUCAGUAAGAUGACCAUAAAGAUGAAUGAGUCAGACAUAUGGUUUGAAGAGAAGUUUCAGGAGAUUGAGAAUGAAGACCUGCAGUUGCGCAAACUCCACGCUGUUGUUGAAACCCUCGUCAACCACAGGAAAGAGCUGGCGGUGAACACAGGUGUGUUUGCGAAGAGUGCGGCCAUGCUGGGCAGCUCGGAGGACCACACGGCCUUGUCCCGCGCGCUGUCACAGCUGGCGGAGGUGGAGGAGAAGAUCGAGCAGCUUUACCAGGAGCAAGCCAACAACGACUUCUUCCUGCUGGCCGAACUGCUCAGUGACUACAUCCGGCUCAUCUCAGCAGUCAGGGGCGUGUUUGACCAGCGCGUGAAGACGUGGCAGCGGUGGCAAGAUGUACAGACUAUGCUGCAGAAAAAACGAGAGAAUGAAGCUCGUCUCAUCUGGGCCAACAAACCGGAGAAGCUGCAACAGGCCAAGGACGAGAUUACAGAGUGGGAGCCCAAAGUUCUGCAGUGUGAGCGAGAGUUUGAGCAGAUCUCCGCCAACAUUCGAAAGGAAGUUGCUCGCUUUGAGGUCGAGAGAAUUAAAGACUUCAAAAGCCGGGUUAUUGUGUAUUUAGAAACUCUUCAGAAUUCCCAGCAACAGCUCAUUAAAUACUGGGAAGCCUUUCUACCAGAAGCAAAAGCCAUUGCAUAACAGGAGUGGAGUGGACACUUGCUGCAUUUUAUACAUUAUCUCCAGCCUAUGUGAAGCUGCAACCUCACCUAUAAAAGGGACGGCAUCUUCAUGGUUGCAGUUCUUUCUUGCUCUUCAUGUGAUAAACCUUAUAGUAUCUUUA
Messenger RNA from Amblyraja radiata (thorny skate), 1788 nucleotides. RefSeq names its product sorting nexin-1-like. NCBI's taxonomy places the organism in Eukaryota, Metazoa, Chordata, Chondrichthyes, Rajiformes, Rajidae. Gene Ontology annotation, molecular function: phosphatidylinositol binding. Gene Ontology annotation, cellular component: endosome; endosome membrane. The transcript is spliced from 15 exons. The coding region runs from base 42 to 1646 and encodes 534 amino acids. Gene Ontology annotation, biological process: intracellular protein transport; early endosome to Golgi transport. The record is from RefSeq and is a predicted model, not a curated record.